CUUUUUCCCAUUUCAGGUGGGUGGAGAGGCGGCCGAGCGACACCGCGACACCCCCAGACGGGCCGAGCGACUUCAGGCCCUUUCUCACUUGAUGGGUUUGGCGGCUCGGAAGUCGCUAAAGGCGCGUGCCACCGUCCACAAGACGCCCGAAGCGACAGCAGAGGCCUUCAAGUGGGACAGGGUGGCAGAGACGGCACGAGUUGCAAGGCUGCGGUAUGGCGGCGCCCGGAGCACCGCCUGUGAGGAGUACAUCGCGCAACUGACGGGCCAACAGAUCGGGUGGGUGAGCUGACUCAUCAACACGACCUGUUUGUGUGGGUGCGUGUGUGUCAGACCUGACGUGUCGUUGGAUGUGCAGAGUGACGUGUGCGUGUGUGGUAUGGUGAAUCGACCAGAGCACAACAAGAGCGACGUCACGCGAUCUGAAGGGGGAUGCUUGGCCGCGGAUGAGGGGGGAAAUGAGACUCUGCGGCAGUCGAGACGAUCGGAUUCGGCAUGAACGGAUGUGUGUGUGACCUUAUGUGAG
Molecule: messenger RNA, 526 nt
Organism: Vitrella brassicaformis
Lineage: Eukaryota; Vitrellaceae
Source: the annotation of a GenBank genome assembly